AUGCAUAAAGAAAAAUAUGAAAAUUUUGUCGCUGGUUGGGGUGCUGGUUUUGUCGAGACUGUAGUUUUGUAUCCGCAAAAUAAAAUAAUAUUUCGCCAACAAUUGCAAGGUGUUCCAAUAAAAGAAGUAUAUGCACAGCUGAGAAAUGAAGGCUGGAGGAUGUUGUACAGAGGAAUACUUCCUCCUCUUGUACAACGAACGACAACGCGUUCAGUGAUGUUUGGAAUGUUUGAUAAAUUUUAUCGUUAUUUUAAUUGCUGCGAAUGCCAAGCACCACUAAAGAAUGGACUAUGUAUUGCUUGUGCAGCAUUUAUGGCAGGUGCAGUAGAAGCUAUUACAUGCCCUUUAGAGCGAACACAGGUUCUUUUGCAGUCACCCAGGUUCAAUCACAAGUAUCAAAACACAGGUCAUGCAUUAACUGAGCUUGCAAAGAUUGGAUCAAAAGAAUUGUACCGUGGCUUUAGCCUUGUAUUGUUGAGAAAUGGGUUAAGCAAUGUUUUAUUCUUUUCGUUUAGAAAACCGCUGCGUGAUUUAGUCAUUAAUUUUGAUCGAAAGUGUAUAUCCGAAGAUCUCAAUAGUCGGAUAUCUGACAAUUUAUUGGCAUUUAUGAGCGAUUUUAUAUCGGGUGCUUUACUUGGUGCUUCAAUAUCAACAUUGUUUUUUCCAUUGAAUGUCGUUAAGCAGCGAAUGCAAAGUACAGUUAAUACUCCAUUUUUAACAGCUUGGUCUGUUUUACAAGUUAUUUGGAUUGAACGGAAUGGCUCUUUUAGGCAACUCUUUCGUGGAAUAACUCUCAACUACACAAGGUAUCACGUAUAA
Molecule: messenger RNA, 819 nt
Organism: Thelazia callipaeda (thelaziosis nematode)
Lineage: Eukaryota; Metazoa; Nematoda; Chromadorea; Rhabditida; Thelaziidae
Source: the annotation of a GenBank genome assembly